ACUUCCCAACCCAAAGGAGCUGCGGAAAGAACCUCCUCUGAAAAACCCCGGACUACAUCCCAGCUUCACUCUCUGCAGGUUGGCUGAUGCAUCAGCUAUGGCUUCAAAGAGGUCAGCUUCAAUACUAAUGACUUCAAUGAUUCUUCUGCACUGGGCAACUGCCUGGUCAAAUCCUUCAACCUCCUUUUUAAGCAAAGAACUACCUUCUGGAAGUAUAGAGAAAACAGAGAAGGCUCUCAACGUUGCAAAGGAAACCCUUUCUCUUUUGAAAGAUGUCAUGGAAAACACUGACUUGAAGAAGCUGUCCACUGCAAUGAAGGGUAUCUCCAUGUUUGCUAGUCUAGCACCAGGAGUUGGAGCUUUGGUCUUCUCUACCAUCAGUAUGGCUCUGGCCUUUAUCCCUGAGGAAGACCCGUUGUUGAAUGAGGUAAAGAGAGGCUUUGCUGAGGUGAACCAGAAACUGGACUCUCUUGCCAUGAAGAUCUCCAAACUGGCAACAGAUGUAGCAUGGUAUAACUAUGCCAGUGCCUACUCUAGAGACGAACUUACCAUCCUCAAUACCUGGGAGAAGUUUAGUGAGUUUAUGCGUAGAACUGAAUCUCAAAGUCCUGAGGAAACAUCAAAAAAUAUUAAAAUAUUUACCAGCUACUAUGAAAGUACAGGAACUGAGGCUAGUGUGUCCAAUCUUUACCGCUACCUGACAGUGGAAAGCACAUCUCUCACUGAAAACCUUAACAAUCUGCUGAGGAAGAAGUUUAAAUGUAAUGUUUAUGAGAUCAGCAGGUAUAGCAUGUACUUCAGCAGCUUGUUUUGGAAGGGGAUGGUGCUGAAUCAGUUUUACUGGAAACUGACUGAAGUCAAAGCAGCGACCAAAGAAGCCGACCAGAUAAAGAUGUUCAAGAAGGUUUCUGAAACUCAGUUAUCAGCUUUGGAGUUCUGCCUCGAAAAUUAUGAAGAGUAUUUAAAGAAAGACGUGGAGGAGAUUGCCAAAGAUUACAUUUCUCACAAAGACAGCGUUGCUGUUAAGGUGAAAGAAGCUUUGGACAACAAGUAUGGCUGGUACAACUGGGUGGUGGUGGUCUUUGACACCAGUGAGUCCAAAAAUCUCAAGCUUUAUACCGAGUUUAAGUUCACCAUAAGCAAUCUUGUACUAGGAGUAGACUAUACUGUAAUGGCAGAUAUGAUAAAUGCUGCAGAAUUACAGAGUACUGCCCGAGAAUGUUUUGAAAACAAGGAUUGUGAAUUUCAGAAAACAGCACAGAGAUGCAGUCAUCGAUGGUAUCCAGACAACCAAGAUGAAGUUGACAUUCCUUUUAAGAAAUAUGCCAAAAUUACACAUGUUGCCUAUAAAAAGCAGUUUGUAGAGGUCCCAUCACCUUUUCAACGAGUGAAGUGUUACUGGACUGGCUAUGAAUCAUGGUUGUCUGUUCAUUAUUCCAGACAAAUCUCUGUCUGUGCCACCAACCAAUGUAAGAACAAUGGGAAAUGCAAGAGAGUACUCUGGUCCAAUGAGUGGCUGUGUGAGUGUCAGGACAGUUACUAUGGAGACACAUGUGAAAAACAAAUGAACAUGACGCUUACCUUUUCCACAGAUUUAACUAGCGCCGUAUUGUCCAAAGAGCAGAUCAUCAUGAUUGCAGUUAUUCUUUCUGUUUUGGUUUUUUUGUUUGUCUUGGUGCUGUUAGUAGUGCUGAAACGAAAAAACUGGUCUUUAUUCCGUAAACAGAACUGUUCAGGUGUGAAGUCUGAAAACAUGGUGGGCAACAGGGUUGAGAAAAUGGUAAGCAGCAGGGCUCAUAGGUUUGAAGAAUUUCAUGAAAUGAGUGAAAGUAUUAAUACCAGAGAGAUAAUGAGAAAAUAAGAGUAGUUAUCCAGUAAAGGCAAGGGCAACUGGUUGUUUCAUAGCAACAUCUACGGUAACUCAAGAUCAUUUUUGUCACUAUCCUAGGGUGAUUUUUGUUUUGUUUUUAUUAUUUCACUGUUUUUUGUUUAUAUCUAUUUAGGUCUGGUCAUGUUCUGUUCACUCCCUGUAUUCAUUAUUAUUCGAAAUUUCCUGACAUAUAGCUGUAUCGCUCUGCAUUCAACUUCAUUCUUAUGUUCUGUUAUUUUUGGCUUUGGAUUUAGUCCAGUCAGAUCAGUAUUGUUAUUGCCAACCUUCAUUUACUGUUUCCUUCAGUUUCAGUUCAGAUCCUAAUAAAAGUUUAUUAUCUAUCAUUAUUCCUGUUUGCUGUCACCCAGCAGCACUUUGUUACUUAUCAACCAUCAGCUAUUUGUAAAUAGUUCCACUAAUCAGUAUUCAAGCUCCUGGAUUUUCUAAGUCCUGCCUUAGCUCUUAGUAGUUGAAUUGUUAUUAAAGUGUAAGUUUUCACUACAGUUUUGCUCCAGAUUUGGGUCCUUUAUACUAUAAAUAUGACACAUUUAUUUUAAAGGAAAAAUCCAGUCACAUUCAAAAUACAAACUUCAAAAGUACUUUAA
This is a messenger RNA of Cyprinodon variegatus (sheepshead minnow), 2475 nucleotides long. RefSeq lists its product as uncharacterized. Lineage: Eukaryota; Metazoa; Chordata; Actinopteri; Cyprinodontiformes; Cyprinodontidae. The transcript has 2 exons. The coding region runs from base 98 to 1861 and encodes 587 amino acids. The record is from RefSeq and is a predicted model, not a curated record.